GUUGUUGAGACGCUUUGAGAAUGAUUUCCUCUCUCGUUGUCUUCUGUCUGUCCUGCCGUGUCCUCUGUGACGUCGUCAGGACCGAGGACAGACGUUUCUGUCCCGCGUGUGUGUCACAGUUGACUCUGCGGAGGAUUAAGAAGAUUUUACUGAGGAAAAUGUUGUUAGCGGAUAGCAUGUAGCUUCCGCUAGUUUUCACAUUUACUAACUUCCUGUGAACGAGUGAGUCACGUGAUUCCACUCUUUGUCUCAGGUUUAUUUCGUCAUUUUUUGUUUCCAUUGAAGUGAAUAAUUGUGACUGUUUUUUUUAAACCUUAUCAUUUUAUUAUGAUCAUAACUUUAAUUUAGCCAGGAACAAACAAUAUAUACAAUGACGUGAUCACAGAUAUCAAACCACAUGAUCAAAUUGAUAAUGUUAACUUAUACAAACAAUAUAUAAAAUGACGUCAUCACAGAUAUAAAACCACACAAUCAAUCAAAUCAAUAAUGUUAACUUACAUAAACAAUAUAUACAAUGACGUGAUCACAGAUAUAAAACCACAUAAUUAAUUAAAUCAAUAAUGUAAUAAUCAAUAACAGCCUCAUGUUUCGGUUUGAAGUAUGAAGUCAGUGUUUUAACAUGAACUGACACAUCACUGCAGUCACAGACCGACACGCAGACAGGCAGACAGACACAGAAGCGUCUCACUGAAGACACAGAAGCUGCCUCACUGAGGACAGAGAAGGUGUCUCACUGAGGACAGAGAAGCCGUCUCACUGAGGACACAGAAGCCGUCUCACUGAGAACACAGAGGCCGUCUCUCUGAGGACAGAGAAGCCGUCUCACUCAGAACUGCGGAGGACUCUCAGAAUCACGUAGACCUGGACCCCGUAAAGGUCACAGAGCAGCAGAGAGUUCAUCACAACAUCUGUGACUCGUUCACAUUUUCAUAUUCACAUUAUUUGGACGCAUUCAGAAAUAAAUUGGACUCUUUUCACACAAAAGACGACACAAUGCUUCACUCUUUAAUCACAUCUGUAUUUGUGCCGUUGAAGCUUCGCUCAUUUCCUGCUGCUGAUACGAGACGACACGCUUCCUCUUCCUGCUGCUGAUAUGAGACGACACGCCGCUGCCUGCUUCAGCUUCUAUUGUGGAGUUAAAUGGAGGCAGAUUAUGGUCUGACACGCUGGAGGUCACGACCUCUGCAUCCUUCUCCCAGUGUCCUGCUGGUGGAGCCGUUCUAUGGCGGAUCACACAAACAGCUGAUUGACCUGCUGCAGGAAAACAUCGACGGCUGCGUCGUCUUCUCGCUGCCGGCCAAGAAAUGGCACUGGAGAGCGAGAACCUCGGCGCUGUACUUCAGCCAGAACAUCCCCACCUGUCCCACGUACAGAGUUCUGUUCAGCAGCUCAGUCCUGAACCUGUGUGAGCUGGUGGCUCUCAGACCAGACCUGGGUCGUCUAAAGAAGGUCCUGUACUUCCACGAGAACCAGCUGGUUUAUCCAAUCCGUAAAGAGCAGGACAGAGACUUCCAGUAUGGAUACAACCAGGUGUUGUCAUGCCUGGUGUCGGACGUGGUCGUCUUUAACUCGCGCUUCAACAUGGAGUCCUUCUUGUCCUCCAUCUCUCUCCACAUGAAGAAGAUUCCAGACCACCGGCCCAAACACCUGGACCAGCUGAUCCGGCCCAAGUGUGUGGUCCUGAACUUCCCGGUCCAGUUCCCUGAGGUCAGCAGGCUGCUGCCCAAGCAUAAGUUGGCGCUGCAGCAGCGUCAGACUUGCAGGUGGAUGAGUGACAGUUGUGAGGGUGAAUCUGGACCAGGACCGGGACUGAAGCAGGACUGUGGAGAGCAGAUGAAACCUCUUCACAUUGUUUGGCCUCACAGAUGGGAACAUGAUAAGAAUCCUCAGCUCUUCUUCUCGGCGCUGCUCAAACUGAAGGAGAAACAACUCAACUUCCACGUGUCUGUGAUCGGAGAGACAUUCACUGAUGUUCCAGAGGUCUUCGUGGAGGCGCGGCGUGAGCUAGCCGACCACGUGCUGACGUGGGGUUUCCAGGCAAGUAAAGACGAUUACCUGAGAGUUCUGUGCGAGGCCGACGUUGUCGUCUCCACCGCCAAACACGAGUUCUUCGGUGUCGCCAUGUUAGAAGCCGUUUACUGUGGAUGUUUACCCGUGUGUCCAAACACUCUGGUUUAUCCUGAAAUAUUCCCAGCUCAGUACCUGUACUCCACACCUGAACAGUUGUGUAAACGUCUGCAGGAGUUCUGCACGAGGCCGGACAUCGUCCGCAGUCACGUUGUCAUGGUUGACACUGACUCGUUCUCCUGGACUCGGUUGAAGAAUCACUUUCAGACUCUUCUGACUGAUGCAGAUUAUUUGACAAUGUUACCAACGACUGUCACUGAAAUGUAACUACUGUCCUCAGAGACAUCAGAUGGACAUGUCCUGUCCUCAGAGACACUUCAGACACAGGAUUGAAGAAAAAGAUUAACAGUGAAAUAAAGAAAACAAAAUUGAA
Molecule: messenger RNA, 2500 nt
Organism: Solea senegalensis (Senegalese sole)
Lineage: Eukaryota; Metazoa; Chordata; Actinopteri; Pleuronectiformes; Soleidae
Gene: qtman
Product: glycosyltransferase-like domain containing 1
Exons: 12
Coding region: 1141-2394 (417 amino acids)
Molecular function (GO): glycosyltransferase activity
Source: RefSeq, a predicted model, not a curated record